UUUCACACGCGCGCGCUUUACUUCGACACGGACCAAUUGUCUCUAAUCGCUAUUCGCUAUUAAUAUUUUCUUCGGCCAUUGGCGGUACCUUCUUUGAUUGUUUUUUGUUAUUAUCGUGUUUGGUUUAUUAAUGAUUACUAAGGUUUCACCAUUUUUCUUGAUUCCAAAAUCUAAUGCAGUGUAAUGUUUUUCCGUUGUGUUAAUAUUUCGUUAUUUUGUUAUACAUUUUAUACAAUAUUUAACCCGAUGGACUCCUGUGUACUGAGUUUACUGCGUUUUCGUUGUAGUGAACGCCGCCACUGAAGCAGUAGCAAAUCCGAACAUGCCGUCAUCGCGGACGAAAGAUUAAAAAACAAUAAUUGUUGUUAGACUCGCAAUUGUUUUCAAAGUAAGCUUUAUAUUAACGUCCAAAUUACAUGCUGUAAAGUAUAAUAAAAAUAAUAAGUACCAGUAUAAAUAAAAUUUUAAGCACGUGCGUGAAUAACACGAUGAUGUUUCGAGGUUUAUUUCCGUUUGGGGAAUCCAAACACGAAUAAAUUAUUUAGCUUUAUAGGUAUUUGAAUUUAUAAUUGUGGUAGACAUUUAUACAAAUAAUACGCGUGAGUAAAUAAUAAUUAUACAUUUAUUUUAUUUUUGAUAAAAAACAUUACAAAAUUACUAUUUAUAAAACUAUGCAAAAAAUAAUACUAAUGGCAUAGAUAAAUAAAAUAAAUAAUUAGGGUAAUUUAAAAAUUAUCUGGUGGUAGGUAAAUUUUUGUUUUUUUUUACGUUUUAUAUUUUAAAUUGUGUAAUGGCAUAUACAUACUUGCUAAUAUAGUUUCCUGUUGGUAAUUUAUGAGUUUUAAUCUUUUAAAUAUCUAAGUGCAUUUGUGAUAUUUUAAAAAUUAGUUCGGAAAAGCAUUUUAUUUAAUAGUUAGGUAGUUAUGUUGUUUUAGUUUUAAACAUACUGAUUAGUGAUUUGGCUGUAAUUAUUGUAUACACAUUAAUAUGUCAUGAUUGUACAUGUUUUAAACAUGUUGAAAACAAUUAUAAAAUAAAAAUCCAAUUUAUAACAAAUUUAAUAUUUUACAAAUCUGGUUUUAUAUUACAGCAUAAUCUUGAUUAUACAAACCUAUUAUCCAAACAUCAAUACUAGUUAGUUGAUAUAUCUGAACGCUCUGUUAUCUGAAUGUUAUUAUAACCGGUAAACCAAUUUUAUUAUUAAAAUAUAAUCUACUUAAAUUAAAUUCAUGUACACUAUAUAUUAUAUUAUUUAAUAAUGUAAUAUAUAAUAAUGAAUAUAAUACAUAUUUUAAAAAAUGUUCAGUAUUCAAAUUGUACUUAUUUAAACUAGGUGCGGUCUCAAUUUGUUCAGGUAAUCCAAGUAACACCUUACUUACAUUUUAUUUAUAAUCAAAAAGGUAUCUAUUCUUCCCAUAGAAUGGUAUAAAUAAAUUAUACCAUUUAAAACGUAGUUUGUCUCCUCAGGGGGGUAUAUGAUGCUACGGGUUUAGCAAAUUUGGGGCCCCUGAGCUCCUACUGGUAGACAUCCCUAAUGGGUGAUUCCAGUAGGCAUAUGGUUAUUUUUUCUGUAGGUUGGAGGAAUCCACUUUCUAGUUGACCAUACUAUUCUCCCUGUGGGGGGGAUUAAAAUACCCCAUGAUACCCCUACCUGUUAUAAGAGAUUACAAAUGAGUUUGCAUCAGAUUGACAGCUGGUGUAAAAUUUAAUCUAAUUGUAUGAUGAGUUCUAAACAAAACUUUGGGGGAUUUGUUCAUCUCAGUUGUACGUGGAAUUUUAGGUGAGUGAAGUACGAUAAGUGUAUGUUGUUUGUAGAUGAUAAAGUUUUAAUAAAAGAAAGUCCGAAAUAAGUUAACAAUAGGUUUAAAGAUGAAGAGUAAAGCUUAAAGGGAAGGGACUAAGGAUAAGAAGUAAAACACUAUGAAUUUAUAGAGUAAUAGGACAAGACAACUAACAACUAUAAGCGGUGAUAUAAUAGGUGAGAUUGAGUUUUAAGUACCUACCUACCUAAGAUUUUUUAUAAAAAAACAAAGUGUUUUCCAUAUAAAAUGGAAAUACCUACCUUAAAUGUAGGUUUAAGUGUGGUUGAAUAAAACGGAAAAGUGUCUGGUAUUUUAUUUACAAGAGAAUUCCAACGAGACUUAAAGUUAAGUUCUACAAAAGUGUGGUAAGACCGACUAUGUUAAGUGGUUCAGGUUUUGAAUGGUAGAUAGAAAAAUAAUACAAAUAAUAAGUGUAACAGAAAUGAGUGGUAAGGAUUGUAAUGAAAAUGUACGCACGGUAAAAGAGAUAGAAAGGAGACUAAAGCAGAGGUUGUUCUAUUGGAUUGAAAAAGAUAUGAGGACAACUGGUGUAUGCAAAGUGGGAGAUUGAGUCAAGAGGAAGUUUAGAAUAAAGGUGGCCGACCUCCAAAUAGUUAGGAUGAUGUGAAGGAGAAGGAGACCGAGACCUAAAAUGUGAAUUGUGGCAUUUAGCUUGAAAUAUUUUUUGUUGUCUCUAAAAACCCCCAUUUUAAUAUGUUUGUGCCUAACUAAUUUUUUGAAAAUUUUAUUUUAAAAUUUCCAAAAAUGAUGUGAUGUAUCAAAGUAGUGGUUUAAGGAACAAUCAAUUUCAAAAGAGAUUAAAUAAGAUAACUGCUGUAAAUAUCAAGACUGUGUAGGUCAGCUAGUUUAUAAUAUAUACUUAACGAAAUAUACCAUAAUGAAUGAUAUUUUAUAAUGAUAAAAGAUAUUCAUAUGUUUGACAUAAUUUAAGUUCGUGAAUUCCUUUGAUUACUUAUUUCUAAGUUAUAAAGUGCAAAUACACAUUUAACACUGAUAAUUUUAAUCAGUAACUACAUUGGUGUACAAAAUAUUAAUUAUAUACCAAAAAUAAUCAAAAUGUGGCUUUUAAUUUAUUAUACAAUGUUAAAACACUCGUUUUUAUUAUUUUGAGGAAAACUAUUUUUCAUAAACUUUACUUACAUAUUGACAUAAAUGUUCUAAUAUAGAUAAUUAUUAAUUUCAUUUACAGAAACAUGGAAAGUUCCCAAGAAACUGUUGUUCAGUGUGAUGUACCUGGUGUGCAAGAAGUACCACAACAGUUAUUAUCUCUUGAGAACCAUUGUCAAUUAGCAGAAAAUCCAUUGCCUACUAAUUCCCCGAAUGAUACUAUAGAUUCUCAAAAUAUUUCAGAUCAAAAUAGUAAUAGUGGCAAUCCAACAUCUGUUGAAACAACUGAUGUUAUUUCUCAAGAUGUAAAUGAUGCAACUGAAACUAGUUCGGCCGUUUCUACUGAUAACUCUAUGCCACCCCUUCCUCCGCCAUCUAAAGAUAAUAAAGGACAACCCACAGGACAGUACUCAGCUGAUUAUAAUAUGCAAAAUUAUGCUAACUAUAAUUACAUGUAUAACUAUAACAACUAUUAUGGUUAUCCAUAUCCACAAUAUCAAUGGGAUUACAAUAGCCAACAGUAUUAUCAGCCGUAUCAAAAUUAUUAUAAUUAUAAUUAUAAUGCAAAUCAAGCACAAACAGCAUCAAGUAAACCUCCUCCUCCACCACCAGAUGCUGUACAGUUACCGGUUGAAGAAAAACCAACUAAUAAAACCAAUUUGUCUGCUGUUGAUGAUUCUAAUAGGUAACAUUUUGUAAUCAUUUUUAAACAUAACAUACAAAAUUAAUACUUGCUUAUUAAAAUUGUAAAAUUACAGAUAUUCUCCAACGGCAGAAACUGAUGACGACGAUACUAUGAAAGGCUGGUCAGAAAAUAAUAAAUCUGAUGGUCUUAUUGAACAAACAAUAUCGGUUACUACAACACUUGCAAAUUCUGUUUUGUCACAAACUGUGUCAUCAGAACAAAUUGAAAUUGACAAACAAAAAAUGACAAAAAAUAUUGAAAAUAAAUUACUCCAACCAACAUUACUGACAGUUACACAAAUGCAACCACAGCUUGUUCCUGUUGUUCCUCAGACACAACCAUAUACCAUUCCAAUUCAACAACCCAAUUAUUUGAUUAAUCCACAAGUGGUUCAACAAAUGCUACCCUCAGAAUCGAACGAGUUAAUAAAUCAGCAUCAAAAUGUACCUGCACAAAAUGGUAAAGAAGACUCUACUGACAAAUUGUCAAAAGUGUCAUCAGUGUUAGGCAAAAAUCAAGCCAAAAAACGAUUGAUGGCAUUUUCAAUGAUGAAACAAAAGUUACAAGAACAAAACAAUUCAACCAACGACUAUCAAAAUUUAGAUGUUGGCGAAGGAAACGACGUAGAAUUUGUUCCAGAACUAAAUGUAUUUCAAACAGUUGCAAAGAAAAAAGUUGUUACUAAUAAAAAAGGUAAUGUUUUUAAGAAUUUGUAAACAUUAUUAAUAUUUAUUUUAUAUUUUUAUUUACAUAUUUAAGAUAAUUAUUUGUCUAUAUUUUGUUUCUUUAUGUUAUAGAAAAAUACAUAAUAAAUUAAAUUAUUGAUUUACUAUUUAUAUAGGUUUAUUGUGAUUGAUUUUUGCAUUAACAUUCAUCUACUCAGAUAAUAUAAAUAGUAAUUGUCAAAUUUUAAUUUAUUGAUUUGUGUCUUUGAAAUUAUAUUUUUAAAUUAAUUUAUUCAAUUGGAUUUUUUUUAGUGGCUAAAGUUAUCAAGGCUCAACAAACCAUUGAACAAAUAGAAGAAAUGAAAAAAGACGAACUGUUACAAGGAAAUAAUGCUGCAUUAUACCAACAACUUUUACGAAAUGGUGGUAAAUAUAGUUUUUUUUUAUUUAAUAUUUUAAAUAUAAUAAUAUAUUUUAUUAUUAUAAUAAUAUUAUUAUUAUACAGAGGUGGCCAAAAGUCGCGCAAAGCUUACUGUUUUGUAUGGAACGUGCGUUACAAAUUUGUUGUGCGACUUUUGGCCACCUGUGUAUAUUACUUUAUUCAAAUUAAAAAUGUAUGUAACUAUAUAUAUUUUGAUUAAUUGGUCAAUUUUUUAAUGGUUACUCCAUUAAAACCUAUUUACCUAUGUACCUAUUUUGAUUAAGAAAACUUAAUAUUUUAUAGAAAUUAAUGUUCGGUUUUAAUUUUUAUUUCUAAAUAGUAAUAUAAUAAAUAUUUUUUCUUUUUUUUAUUUGAUGAAAUAUUAACAUAAAGUAUUAUAUCUCGACAAUCAUUCUUAUAAAUUCCACAAAUAUUUAAAUUUUCAAACUAGCUUAAAGAACAAAACUGAUUAAUUGUUUGAUUAAUACUUCAUUACUAGAGGAAAGAGAAUAAGAUAAUAAAUAUUUAUUAACAUCAAUAAUAAAACAUGAUAAUUAAAAACUAUUUACCAUACAAAGCUUAUGUAUCUAGCUUAUUUUUUUAUUGUGAUCUUUAAUAAAUUUAGUUUUCUAUACUUUAUAUUUCUGAUUUCUGAAACUUUGUACAAUAAUACAUUGACAUCAUGUCUAAAAGUUUCAAGUUAUUUUAGAUUCUGAGUGUAGUGAGGAAUAUAUUAGUUUUACCAUGAUUUGUGCUUUAAUUUUAGCCAUAAUUUAUUAAUAGAAAGGGGUUUAUGGGUUGUAACCUUAAACUUUUCUAUAGCUAAAAAAAAAAAAAGUAAUGCUGAGGUUAAAACACUCCUGAUUAUGCUACUGAUAAUAAACUAUGAUUAAUUGUCUUACUAAGUUUGUAGUCCUGGGAAAUUUUCACCCACAUUACUUAUGUCUAUUUUAUAAUUAUAAUAAUUCAAUUAAAACCAAGAUGGACAUACUUCACACGCUGGGUGGGGGGGGGUCACUGUUAUAGGUGGGAAGUUGGGAAGGUAGGAUAUAGAGGGAUUUAAUGUUAAUCUGUACUCAACGACUAAUCUUUGGUAACAAAAAUUGAUUUUGAUCAGAGUUUGAUUAUACAUGUUUAAAAGGUAGUAUAUUUACGAUUUUCAUCAAAGUUUGAUAUUUAAAUUCUUAUAGUAAGAAAAAAAUAUUAUUAAUAAUAUUAAAUUCAACUUUUUCUUGUGGACCACUAAGUACAACUUAUAAUGAACGUUCUGUUAAAUUAUCAAGCAUAUUUUUGCUUGAUCUUACAAUUAUAUGUAUUAUGUAUUUUUACCUACUGAAUAAAUAUUAAGUAAAAAUGUGUAAAAUUAAAAUGUCUUAAAAAUCGCUCAAAUGUUUGAACAUUUUAUAAAUGACAUGUAUAAGGUUUCUGUAAACAUUUCAAGUCUCUACAAAUAUUUUUCACUGAAUUACAACAACAAAAAAAAAAAAAAAAACUGAAUAUAAUAAAAACAUUAUUUUUAUACAUUUUCCUAUUUUUUCCCUAUAAAAAAAAAAUUACUUCCCUUAAGUAUCACCCCAGGAAAAUUCUCUUUCAGGAAAAAUGUUACACUUGAAAAUUGGAGCGAAAUUUCUGGUAGAAAAGUUGUUUACAAAAAAAAAAAGCUGUAAUAUUUACAAUUUUCAAAUGAUAAAUUUCGUACAUUUACCCAUUUUUCCAAUUUAUAAAUUCCCUAAAGUACCACCCCAGGAAAAUUCCCUUUCAGAAUAACUGCUAUACUUGAUAUUUCGGAGCAAGAUUUCUGGUAGAAUUUUUGUACACAAUAUAAAAAAAUAAACAUCAUUGUAAAAUUAAUACGUUCCUUCGCUCAAAAUCUAAAAUAGUUAGUAGGUCGACAAUUAAUGAAUUAUUUAAAUUUAAAUUUUUAUAUUUUUUUCACAUUGGACUUUGAUAAUGAAAAACUUAUUAUUGAAUCAGUUUUAUAAAAUGUGUUAUUAAUUAACGAUUAAAUAUUAAAUUAAAUAAAUAUAAAUUAAUAAAUCCUUUCAUAACUCAGACUCCAAGCACAUUACAAUGGUCAUCAAAUUGAAUUGUUAUUAAUUUAUAUAAAAAUAUUGUUAGGUUAGGUUGACCACAUAGAGUGACUAAGUUAUCAUAAUAUUCUAUGGUUGACUAAAACGAUUUAUCAAAUCAUAUAUAUUAUGUAAAAGCGUGUGUUUGAAUUUUUAGUGAAUGUCCUCAACCCAGUUAAAAUGCGAAUAAAAAAAUAAUAAAUUUAGUAAUAAAUUAAUAAGAAUUUGGUCAUAUCAACCAUUAAUGACAACCAUGACAUACGAAUCAUGUAAUGUGUGCGAAUCUAUUGAAAAAAACAUUUAAUCAUAAAGUUUAAACAUCAACCAUUCCAACUACUGUAAAAAUUGAACAUGUCCGAUCACUUGUGGAAUUUUUUGUGUGUAUACCCAUUUAAAUUUCUGUUAAACUUUGAUGUGAUUAAUAUGCUUAAUGUGUACUUAUGUUAUUUAGACUCUAUUAGCCAUUUAAAAUUUACUCCAAUUAUUCGCUUACCCCAUUUGACCUUACCAGAUUUGUCUGGUAACUUAUUGGGAGAUUUUUUGGUGUCCUAGUUUCACCCAGAGUCGUGGUCAUUUUGGAAAACUAUUGGGUUUUAGACACAUUUUAGAGCAACUGACGUAUGAAUAUGUGAUACUGUUCAAAAACUGUUUAUUUACUUUUUCUUCCUAUAAAAUGUAGACUUACUGAUAGCUGAUCGCAAUUCACGAUCAGUAAAAUAAGUAUAUAAGUACCCAACUUUCUAUAUGUAUAAUUUUCAAUAGCUCAAACAAUUUUAAACAUACAUAAACAAAAAUUAAUAAUUAUUUUUAUAUAUAAGUAAAUAUCAUAAAACGAGAUAAAAUUUAAAGAGUUAUUUGAUUUAUGUGUAAAUAAUAACAAUGGGUGUGAAUUAUUGAAUUCAUUUUUCUUGUAACUUAUUUUUUUUGUUUUGUUUUCAAAAAUUAAAGCUAGAAUUAGAGCUGACUGAGUGACUAUAGGCUGUUUUGUGGAUUUAUCAGAUUUAUUUACUAACCACUUAAAAUCCAUUUUAAAAUAAGUACAAUGCGUCUUAAAUAUGGAAUGUGUUGCUUAUUAACUUCUCUUAUGUUAUGUGCGUUCUAAUACUAAGAACGAGUAACGUAUAACUAUAAGUUAGUUGAUGAUGGAAACUCAGACUCGGUAGAUAAACCUUUCUCGGAUAUUUGGAUUAUCAGCAGUUGGUUAAAUAUUGUCUAUUGAUGUAUAAUUUUAUUUUACAUAUGUGAGCGAUGGGUUAACAUCAAAGAUUUCAAAAUAUAAUAUUGUAAUAUUAGUUAAUAAAAACGUAUUUUACGUUUUUCAAAUUCUGAGUUACUUACUAUGUUUUGUGUUUUUUCUUUUUGUGGGUUAAUCAUUUUUUUGUUAGAAUCUUCCUUCGACCAAAAACCUGACAAGAUAUCUUUUUUGUUGUAUUUUGGACCUUGUUGGUGUUUUUGGUAAUUUUUUGAUUUUGUUAAAAAAUCAAAAUUAUUGAGUAAAUGUAUAGGUAAAAUUAAUAAAUUUAUGGUGAUGACCAUUUCAUUAUUUUAAAUUAGUUUGAUUUUAGUUUCUACCUGUAAUCUUGUACUAAAGUUCAUGUUCUUAUAGCAUUUUUUCUUAAAGAAGAUUUUGUUUUGCUAGUUUUUAAGUAAGUUGUUUUUGAUUUUCUGUGUAGUUUUCUUCAUAAUUAGAAAAAACAUAGGAAAACUGGGAAAUUUUAAAACUGUUUUGUUAUUUUCUAUUUGUUUUUCUCUUUUUUGUUGUAAUUUGGUUAAAAACAUUCAUAAAUAUCUGAAAUUUGUAUUGAAUAUUUGUAUUAGUUUUUCUUAGAUGUUGCCAAAUUUUCUAUACAUUUUAGAGUUGUUUAUUUGUAAUUUUGAUUAAUUACAUUUUAUUCUAUCAAUAUUUAUACAAAAUUAAUGAAAGAAAAAGAAAAUGAUAAUUUAAAAUGUGGAGAAAUUAUCUAAAAUACUUUUCACAUGCUAUUUGAAUUAUUUGUAUACAAUUUGAAUAAAUUAUUAGGGAAUUCAGUUUGUUUCUUGUUUAUAGUUUGUGGUGUCAUUUUGUAAAAAUGUGUCACAAUUAUAUUUAUAAAGAAUUAAGAUAUCAGAGUAUUAAAGUUUCAACAUUAAUUUUGUAUUCCUUGAAUGUUAGGUGUUUAACACAUUGAACAUUAUACAUUUCACAAUAUGAAGAAGAAGAUAAAUACAUAUUUUGUGAUAUGUUACACAAAUAUUUCAAGUAGAGAUUAUUUUGUUUGUGCUUUCGAUUUCCAAACAUACUCCAUUGGUAGUUUGUAGAUGUCUGUUUUAUGGAAAUCUUACAGUCCUCAGUAGUAAAUUAAAUUAACUGUUAUGUGUUAUUUAUCAUUUAUUUGAUAUUUUUUUUAAAUUAUUAUUUUAGGUAAUGAAGCUCCUAUUCUCCAGAAACUUGGUAUUGAAUCAUUAGCAGAAAAAUAUUCAGCGAAGAUACGAGAACAGGACAAGAGAUUGCAGAGGCAUCACCAUCACAGACGUCGAGAUAAUGCUAGAAGAGGACACAAAUAUCGCCGUCAUUCUCAUUCGAAAUCCAGGUUAUUAUUUGCCCAAUUUUCUCUCCUAAGCACUAAGCACUAAGACUUUACUAAAUCCGAUGAUAAAUAUUUAGCGCAAAAGUUAUCCACAGAAAACAAAGUCCCGGGGCGUCAGCAUUGCUGCAAUAUUACUCUAUAAACUUUAGUGAAGGAAGCGCUGAGCACUUUUUGUACCUAUUUGAUAUUUACAUUAUCAUUUAAAUAGAGGUAUAUUAAUUACCCGAAAUUAUUGCAACUUAAAAUUCACGUUGUCGUGGCUUUUUUUUUUCUUUUAGGUCUAGGUCCAAGUCAGCAGAGAAGCCUAAAAUGCGAGCAUUGGAAGUAAAGAAUUGGAAAGAUUUCAUUAAUGGUGGAUUUCAGUUUGGCAAGUUUCGCAGAUUCAAAAUUGAUGAAACUGAAGAAAUGAAAGGAAAAGAGCGAAAAAAAUCAAGAACAAAGAAAAGACAUGGCGUUUCUCGAUCAGAUGGAAAGAACCAAAACACUGAAUCUCUCAUGUGAGUUUCCAUAUUAUUUUUAUCUCAUGACAGUAUAUUUUUUAUUUUUCUCUCAAAUUUUCAAUAUAAGUAAAAUAGAAUUUGAGUUAUAAAUAUAUAAUUUGGCAUAUUUACAAUCCAUAAUUUGUAGCAUGGAGAAGGGAUUUUAAUAUAUCUGUGGUAUCGAAAAUUAAGUGGGUGGGUGUAGUUUGAUAAGAAGAACCUUUACAGUAAUUAAUAUCAAUACAUGGAUUAUCACUAUUUAGCAUAGACCUUAUACUAAUAGACGAGCUUUUUGUAUAUUGCAGCCAAACAUAAGACUAAGAUGCAAUAAAACUUGAAAUUAGAAUUACUAUUUGAAGAAAGUAAUAUAAUAGUAUGUUAUCAAGAAUUUUGUUAACAACAAAAUAGUUAACUAUUAUUAUUGGUUUUUGUAUAAUUAUUGUGGUUUAGUUAAUUAGUUAAUUAUUUAGUUUACCCCAGUUAAAAAACUUGUGUUUUUAAACAAAGAUAUUCCGGGUACCCAUCAAAUACUUAAUGGCUAGAUACUCUAUAAGUUUCAAUUACUGAAACAACUUUUUUUAUAACACAGUUGUUACCCAUUUUUUUAAAUCUGGCAUUUUUAUAACUAAAAAUAAUUUAAGAUAUUGUUAAUAAUAAUUAAAAAUAAUAUGUACUUAUAUGAUGUAGGAUAAUUUAUUAUACGCUCUAUUAAAUUAUGUGAUAAGAACACCUUAAUUUUAUAGUUAAAGGGAUCUGUGCAAUAAUGAGAUAAUUCCAUUUUUAUAGCUUUUCAGGAGAAAAUUUGUAUUUAUAAAAAAUUAAUUUUAAAGUCUAUUUAGAUACAUUAGACCAUGAUAAAAAAGAUUUUGUAGUAUUUGAUUUGAUUUUCAUAAUUACUUUGAGAUGAGAUUUAAUAUUAACCUACAUUUUAUGGAGUUUUCUGGUUUGUUGCCUGGUAAUUAAUAAUGCAUAUUUUAAUACUAAAAAACAUUAUUAUUGAUUAAAAUUUCAUGAAAUUUAUUUUAUUUAUUGAUGUAUAAUAUUAUGAAUCAUUUUUCAGAAAAAAAAAAACAAUUAUACUUAAAAUAUUUAACUUUAUAUACAAAAUACCUAUUACCUACAUAUUUUACAUUAUCAUUUAUUAUUAUUGUGUAAUAGGUAUUUGAUAAGAGUAAAACUGAUUAAUUAUUGACUGUACAUAAAACACAUAAUAAUAUUGUACCAUUUUCAGUGUUGAAAACAUUUCCGAGCAUAAACCAGAUAACUAACAGACAACUUCUUUUUCAUUAUCUUCUAUACAGGUGGUGUGAUUUACUUCGUUCUUAUACAAAUAUAUUCGUAAUUUUAAUCCGCUAAAACCCCAUUUUUGAAAAAAAUAGAGUUGUCUCGUAAUUAUACGACGCCCUUAAAUUGUGCAUUAGAUACUUAGUCAUUAAGAACCGUUUUCUAUUCUAUUUAGUCAACUAUCAAGUAUUGUGUAAAUAAAUGUGUAUAUCAUUUUUCAUGAGAAAACCAUGGAUAUCAAUAUUAUUAAUCAUUUAACAUAUUUUAAUAGAAUCAAUUUUUUCAAAUAUCAAAUUUUAGCAACACAAUUGGUUAUAUAUUGUGUAUCGUUGUCAAUAAAUGUUUGUCAUGCCAGUUUGUUACCUAAACAAUCUGUAUUGACUUAAUCAUAAGUGCAUUUAUGGUUAUAUUAAUAAGAUUGGGUGUUGCUAGAGUAUCGUCAAGUGAAAAUGAUUUUAUUAUUGAGAUUCUUACUAUGUUUUUAGGUUUGAAAUAAAUAUUAUUAAAAUCGAAUAAAAACAAAUAACAUUAAAUUGUUCAAAUUGUAAUAUUUUUAUAUCAGGGUUGGAACGGAACACAGUAUAAAUAUUGUAUAAAACAUAUAUUAUACGCAUGUUAUGUAUAAAUCACAAAGUCUAAAACUACUUUGUUUUCUAUGUUUUAUACCGUGUACAUUUGUAUUAUGGCUGUACUGAACAGCAGCUAUCAAAUAUAAUUUAUUAUAUUAAUUGUUAAUACAUUUAUUUUCACAUUAGUAUUUUAAAAAUUUAAACAAUGACAAAAAUAAACAUUUGUUAUAUUUUAAUUUUACAUUAAAAUGAAUUCACAAAGAUAGAUUUGAUUUGUAUUAAUUAUUUAAUUAAUUUAUGUUUUGGCUUUGAUGUGUAACUGAGACAGUAUUAUUUUUAAAGUGUGUUUAUUUACUCCUUUUUUAUUUAGGUUUUGAUACUUAUACAAUAUUAUGUAUAGGUAUAUAUUACAAUACAUAAAAAAGUUAUCCAAAAUGUUGAUUGAUAUUGGUUAAAGAGAUGCAAAUUUUUCAUUCGGUAGUACUAAAACUUAAUUUGAAAAUAAUUCGUAAAUUCCUAACAGUUUCUAUGAAAUAAAAAUAAAAAUUUCGAAAUAUUGUUUAUAUUUUUGUUGAUUUAUAGAUUACCUUGAAUAUAGAGCAAAAAAAAAAAAACUAGAAGUGUUUUUUUCACUUGAAAUGAUUUAUUGUUGCAUACUAUAUAAUUUAAAGUAAAUUACUUUUAUCCUAUUUUCCUGAAUUACCCUAUCUGUUACAGUGGCUUCUCCAUGGGCAUUAUUAAUUUUUUAUUUUAAGUUUUUGAUUAUUUUGAUAUUCAUUGAUAUUGGAAUUAAUUAAGAAUUCUAUGCAAAAUUAAUAUCAUUAACUAUUUCAACUGAAAUUCUAUACAUAUCAAAAUACUCUUACUGAUCAUACGCUCAGCUGUGCUUGAAAUUUCAAAUACAAAUGUUUAAUUACUAAUUAGUAUUUUGAAUUAUGUGCAUUCCAAUUAAUAUCUGCAGGGUUGAAGCCUUAUAUUUUAUUUGUUUUUAAUACUUCACCAGGUGUAAAACCAAAUUAAAUAUAUUCAUAAAAUAAAUAUUGUAUGUAUCUCUGUAGAUAUAUUUUAAUUUAAAAAUUAAAAGAAGUAAACUUUUUGUACAGAACAUAGGUAUUAAAUUAUUAUUCAUUUUUAAAUUUAUGGUUUUUUUUUAACACAUUGUCAUUGACUAACAUGCAAUAUAAGAUUUAAUACUCACUAAAUACUGGGGUCUAGUUUCUAAUUAACAGUUUUAAGUUUGUAUUUUAUUUAAAAAUUUACAUUGCACGGAGAAUAGUGCUAAAAUGUAUAAAAAAAAGUAAAAAUAUAAAAAAAACCACCCAAGUUUCAUUGGAAAAUUAGAGUAUCCUAUAAAAUGUUUAAUAUAUUUAUUCUGAAUUAAAAAAAAACCAGUUAGUGUUAAUUAAAUAGGUACUAGUUUAUUAGAUAUUUUAAAGAUUGAAAUAUUUAUUUUUAUUUUUUUUUACUUUUGUAGAUCAACCGAAACAGAAAAAGAAAAUUCUGAUCAGAAAUCUUGUUUCAACAUAUUAGAACGCAAAAAAGAAAUCCUGAAGAGUUUUGAGGUGAUAUCACUAGAUGGAGAAUGUACUAAGGAUUUUCCAAAUUCUAUCAUUCGGCAUACUAAAACAAAACCAUUUUUAAAGUAUAGUGAAAAUCCUUCUAAAGCUACAUGUCAUCUACAAAAUAGACAACAAAUGUUAGCCACACUUCUGCCAGAAAUUGAAACAAUUGUUAUUAAUUUUUUAUCAUCAAUUAAACCAAAAAAGUAAGAAUUUUAAAUAUAACACAAAUAAUUGGUAAUACAUUUAAAAAUAUAGCUAAUAUAUUAUUGAUAAUGAUAGAAAAUAUAAAUAUAUUUUGAAAUUAUUAGGUAGUUUGUCAUAAAUAAUUAUUUAUUUAACUUCUAAAUAUGUAUUAAAAUAAGUAAAUAACAAAUGAAUAAUUCAUAGGUAUUAAUUAUUUUUACCUAUUUUUUGUUCUAGGAUAAAAGAAAAUUUUAUUGAAGAUGAUGUUAAUAGUAUUGAUGAUAAACUCCUAGCUAUGAUGAAAGAUACAAAUAUUUAUCCAUUUAAAGGAUGGUGGCCAAAAACAUGUUUUAUUGUUACUCAAGUAAAAGAAGACCCAAAUGUUGAAGUAGAUAAAGACGCAUUAAUUAUUACUACAAGUAAACGAACUAAAAAAUCUAGAUUUAAUAAUGAUGAUGAUACAUCUUUGGUUGAUUUGAGACCUACUGUUCCAUCAAAAUGGGAUAGUGAUUAUGAUGGCAGUCCAGUUGCUGAUAAAGUAGUAGAAGUUACUGAAGUUCCUCAAAAUUUAGAAAUUAUUAAUGAUAACGUAAGUAUGGUUAUUACAGAAGAGGACAAUCUUCCAGUUGUCAUUCAUCAAGAAGAAGCAAUGGACACCACAUUUGAUAUUGGUAAGGAUGAAUUGAAAAUUGACGUUGGUGUUAAUCAAGUUAUACCUAUAUUAUCUCACCAAUCACAAGAUGUUUCUAAAUUAAAUAAUGAAUAUGUAGAGUUUUUGAAAAUUGUUGGUGUUGACAAAAUAGAUGAAAAUAUUAAAAAUGACAUGUCUAAUACUAGUGCUAGCACUGUAGUUGAAAUGGAGAAUGAAAACAAUUUAUCAAUAAAAUCAAAUUUGUUGCAAGAUGAAUCUGCGCAUGACGAGUCUGUACAGGGUGAUUCUGUUCAAGACGAAUCUGUACAAGAUGAGUCUGAAGAGGAUACAUCAAAUAAAACUUCAGAUGAAUCUGUUUCAUUGCAUAAUGUGUCUCAAAGAACAAUUGAUAUACCAUUUGCUGAACAUUUAUCUUCUGAUAAAAAACUUAAAAAAAAAAAAAAAUCUCUUCAUAAAAAAUCAAAAAAAAUGAAGAAAAAAGGAAACAAAAAAAAGAGACGUAGUAAAUCUAGUUCCAGUGAAAGCUCGCAAGAUUCUGAAUCAGAAAGUGACAGUAGCUCAGAAAAUAGUAUGUCUGAUACAUCUAAUUCAAGUUCUAUUGUAGAAAAAAAGAAGAAGAAAAAGAAGUCUAAAGAUAAAAAAAAAAGGAAAGAUAAAACUAAUUACAAGAAAAAACACAAGAGUGAUAAAAAUAAGAAAUUCGAAAAUGAAAAAGAUAGUAAUAGCACUAUUAUAAAUUUACUUGAAAAAGCAUUAAAUGUUGAGAUAAAGAAAAGACCACUUUCAGAUAGUGAGGGAUCUAGACAAAAGAAAAAGAAGCGAAAACACAACAAAAAGGAUGAUAAAUCAAAUGAAAAUAAUGAAGAUAAUUUAGACAUAGUUAAAGAAUGUUUGAAAGAAACAUUUACAAAGUUAGUAAAAAAUGAUAACGAUCAGCCAUGUAACGAAACCACAGUUAAUAAAGUUUUAAAAUAUUUCAACAUGGAUAAAGAAAAAGAAAAGAAAAAUAAGAAAUCAAAGAAAAGUUCAAAACGAAAAUACGAUUCAGAUAUAUCUGAACACAAUAAAAUAUCUAAAAAAUCUAAAUUAGAUAAUAGUUUGAAAUUUGAAAACAUUGAAAAGAAAAAGAAAAGUAGUAAAAAGAAAAAAAUGUCAGAGAAAAAAUCUUUGAGUAAUAAUAGUGUAUCAAAAAAAAAGACAAAAAAGAAGUUAAAGCUGACUACUGAUACUUCUGAGACUGAAGAUGGAGAAGAAUCAAAACAUAAGAAACCACAAAGUGAAGAAAUUGAGAAUUUUUUUGGACAGCGACCCAAUGAGUGGAACGUGAAUAAUAGUUCCAUGAGGGGAGUCGUCCAUCACUCGGAUACAAAAAAAAAUGAUAAAUCACCUAAAAAAAGUCAGUUAGAUGAAAAUUCAUGUUCUUCAAAAGGCAACAAAAAUAAAAAAGAUGAAAAUUCUAAAAAAAGUAAAAAUCUUUUGUUACUAGAUAAAUUCGAAACGGGUAGUAAACAAGAAAAUAUGGGAAAAGCUUUGGAAACACAUGAUGAUAGCAAUGUUUUUGAUAAUAAAUCAAAAAAUGUUAUUGGCAAAAUAAAAAAAAAUACUGAUUUGGAGGACAAUGAGAAAAAUAUAUCUUAUACCAUAUCUGAGCAGUGUGAUAAAUAUAUAUUGAAACACAGAGAUGAUCUUCCACGAACAAUGUUAUUAUCAACAAAUAAUGAUUAUAUUGAGGAGGCAGAUCGAAGUAAAGAUCCUAACAAUAUUACAAAACCGAUGAUAAGCAAAUCACUUGAUCAAAAUGGUAAAAAAGAAUUAGAUGAUGAAGAGGUUAAAAUAUCUAAAACCAUAUCUGAUCAGUGUGAUAAAAAUAUGUUGAAACAUAGAGAUAAUCUUCCACAAACAAUGUUAUUAUUUACAAAUAAUGAUUAUAAUGAACAGAAAGAUUGUAAUAAAGAUCUUAACAAUUUUACAAAACCCACUGUAAGCAAACCACUGGAUUUAAAUGAUAAAAAAGAAUUAGAUAAAGAAAAAGUUAAAAUAUCUAAUACGAUAUCUGAUCAAUGUGAUAAAAAUAUGUUGAAAAAUAGAGAUGAUCUUCCACAAACAAUUUUAUUAUCAACAAAUAAUGAUUAUAAUGAACAAAAAGAUCAAAAUAAAGAUCCUAGCAAUUUUACAAAACCGAUUGUAAGCAAACUAUUAGAUCUAAAUGGUAAAAAUGAAUUAGAUGAUGAAGAGGUUAAAAUAUCUAAUACCAUAUCUGAUCAGUGUGAUAAAAAUAUGUUGAAACAUAGAGAUGGUCUUCCACAAACAAUGUUAUUAUCAACAAAUAAUGAUUAUAAUGAACAGAAAAAUCAAAAUAAAGAUCCUAGCAAUUUUACAAAACCGAAUGUAAGCAAACCAUUGGAUUUAAAUGAUACACCUCCUUUAACUACAUCCGUUAAACCAUUAAUUUCUUCUGGAGAAAGUAUGUCUUAUCGGGAGAAAGUGAAACUGAAUUUAAAAAAAUUAUCAACUUGCCAAUAUAAUAUACCACUUGUAUUUGGAUUUGCUUCACCACUUAAUUUAAUAGAAUCAAAACAAUUAGAAUUUGAAGAAAUUAAUAAAUCACCUAAAGCUUUCAAAGAAGAAGUAGCUGAUGAUUCAAAAAGUUUAAACUUUGUUGAUAGUCCAACAAUUCUACCUGAGCAAAGUCAAAGUAAAAAACCUAAUGAAGCCAAAAUAUCAACACCUAAAAUUGAUAUGGAAGCAAAUAAUGAACUAGUUAUGCAAAACUUAAAUCGUGUUUACUCUGACACAUAUAAUAAACAAUCAUCUACAAGUGCCAAUAUAGAAAAUGCAGAGGAAAAUGAACAAAUUGAAUCUAAUUUAUUGGAACAUGACUCGUUAGAUUUAAAUGAUGUAUAUAAAACAUCAAAUGAUUGUGAAUUAAAAGGACUGGAACAUACACUAGAUACAACAGAAUCAAGUAGUAGUUCAGAUGAAGAAAAUAACAAAGAAUUUUGCCCAGGCUUUGAAAAUACUAUUGCUGGUCCAGAAAUAACUACUUCAGCAGAUUUAUCUAAUUUGAGCAAACCUGAACAAAAUUUUGAUGAGUCAUUAAACUCUGUGCAAUGUCAUAAUAAGUUUAAUGAGGUGUCAAAUAUUAAUAAUAAAUUAGUUAUGAUGUCUCCGUCCUUGGAGGUAAACGGUUCUGAUUGCUUACACAAUUCUAGUAUCGAUCUAGAAAAUCCACAAAUUGAUAAUGAAUUAAUCACUCAAUGGAUGUCAGAUUGGAGCAUGGUAGUCAACGCGCCUGUGGAAAUCAAUAACUCAAAUAAUUUUAGAUUAGAUAAUCCUACUAUUGAUUUACAAAAAGGAAAGAAAUCUCGUUGGGAUGAACCACCUAUUUAUGAACAAGUAAACUAUAAUGAGACAAUAAGCAGCAGUUAUACAACUAAAGAUUUUGAUAAUGAAUAUCGUUCAUCUAUUAUUGAUAACUUAGAAGAACAAAAUUGUACAAGUCAAUCACCACUUAUUAAUGAACCAUCUAAUUACAACCAAGAAAAACACAACCAGAAUUUAAGCAAUAGUUAUACAACUAAAGAUUUAAAUAAUGAAAAUCUUUCAUCUAAUAUUGAUAAUAUUGAUGACGACUAUUGUAAAAGUCAAUCAGAACUAAUUAAUGAAUCACCUAAUUAUGAACAAGAAAAAUAUAACAAUACUAUAAGCAGCAGUUAUACAACUAAAGUUUAUAAUAAUGAAAAUUGUUCAUCUAAUGUUGGUACUUAUGAAGAAGAACCAAAUUUUACAAAUCAAUCACCACUAAUUAAUGAACCACCUAAUUAUGAACAAGAAAAAUAUAACAAUACUUUGAACAGUAGUUAUACAACUAAAGUUUAUAAUAACGAAAAUCUUUCAUCUAAUGUUGAUAAUUUUAAUGAAGAAUAUUUUAUAAGUCAAUUACCACUAACUAAUGAACCAUCUAAUUAUGAACAUGAAAAAUUUAAUGAUACUAUAAGUAACAGUUAUACAACUAAAGGUUUUAAUAAUGAACAUACUUUAUCUAAUGUUGAUAAUUUUGAAGAACAACAUUUUAUAAGUCAAUUACCACUAAUUAAUGAACCAUCUAUUUAUGAACAUGAAAAAUAUAAUGAUACUAUAAGCAGCAGUUAUACAACUAAAGGUUUUAAUAAUGAACAUACUUUAUCUAAUGUUGAUAAUUUUGAACAACAACAUUUUAUAAGUCAAUCGUCACUAAUUAAUUGUGUUACCGAUGUCACAGAAUAUAAUUAUUCAGAUAAUUGGGGUAGUGAAUAUGUAGAUCACACACAACCAUAUCAUGAAUAUUCCUGUCCACCUCCGUAUUCUGAAAUACAAACUAUUGAGCAUGACCGUGGAAGUUUUGUUGAUUAUAAUAUGUAUGAAAAUUUUGAUCCAAGUUAUGAUUUCUAUAAUGAAAAUGAUAAAACGUGGGAAUCAAUAGAUACAAUAGUUCAUCCGAUAAUAGGGGAAACAUCAACAAUGCAACAAGUGAGUUAUGAUUACAACUUUAUCAUGUUUAUUUGGAUAUUUGGAAUAAAAAUUCUCCGAGGACAAAAAAUGUGAUAAUAAAAUCCUUUACCCUUAUUUUUUUUCUGUUCAAUCAGCUUUUUAUAUUAAGCAUACUUUAAUAUUGAUAACAGCUAAGUUGGCUAUUUCAAAUAAGUUUAGGUGUAGGAAAUUUUCUUCAUUCAUAUAUACUACAUGGUGUAGUCACCAUGUGAUUCAAAAUGACAAAAUGUAUGCAUACGAAUAUUUGAAAUAAAGAAGAAUUUGUAGUACGAAAGUAUUUUGAUUUAUAAACAUUUUUAUAUUAAUAAUUUUUUUCUUCUAUUUUUACAGUUUUUUAAGGGGGGUUUUGGUAUUAACUUUUGAAACAAAUAAGAACUUAAUUUUUUUACUAACAUACUAUGAAGAUAUUUAUUAUAAAGUAUAGUACUCAUUUGAAUUUCAAAAGUUGACCCCUUAAAGGUUGUAAAAAAAAAAAAAACUAACUGAUAUACCUACUUAGCACAAUAGGCCACUGUUAUAGGUUGGGAGUUGGGAAAGAAGAGGGUAAAUUUAAUGUAUAUCUGUGUACAACGAUUAAUCAUUACUAAUAAAAAACAUAAUUCUGAGUAGUUGUACAUGUUUUGAAAUGCCGUAAUAUUAACAAUUUGAAAAUAAAACAUUUUGUAAAUUUUCCUUUUUUUCCUGGUUUUUCUCAUUUAUUAUAAAAACUCUUUGGAAAAUCCUAAAAUGACUUCCUUAAAACACCACCUUUGUCAAAUUUCCUUUUAAAAAAGGUGCUAUACUUGAAAAUCUGAGCAAAGUUUUUAGUAAAAAGUUGUUCAUAGAAAUAAAAAAAUCAAAAUCAAAAUGAACAUAAUUGUAAAACCAAUACAUUCCUUGCUCUGAUUGGAAUUUAAAAAAUAAACAAAUAAUUUUAGAUGUUUACAAAUCAAAAUACUUUUGUAUUAUAUACUUUUUUCUUAUAUUUUGAAUAUUUGUUUGGUAAAAUGACUCUAAUAUACAUUUUGAAUCAUCCUUUAAACAAAUAUAUUAACGUAUGGUUAAUACUAAGCUACAAAAUUGUUUAAAACAUAUUGUAUAAAAUUAGUUUAGUCUUUUCUCAAAUUCUCAUAUUUACUACAUAUCAUGUAUCUAUAUUAUAAUAUUGAUUAGUCUUUAAAUAGAAUCUUGAUAUAAUCUGUUUAUGUGUAAUAACUUAUAUACAUGGUUUGGACACUGAUAACUUCGGCAUAGAAUUAUUUUUAUUUGUCAAAUUUAUUUAUAGUAAAAUAAAAGUUCUAUGGAUUUUCAUUCUAGUGAAUUUUUUUCUUGGGGAGUUUUUAUUCCGAGAUUUGUUCACUGAUACAAACUAUUAAUUUAUUACUCUUAAUUAACUCAAUUGUAUUUAUAAUAAGGUUGGUGAUGUUUUUGAGAUGUCCUCCAAUGAUAUAUAUAAUACUGAAACUGAAUUUCCAAAAAAUGAAGCUGAGUUUAAUGGAAAUAUUACAACUAUUAUGCCAACUGAGGUAAUAUUGGUAUUGAAGUAUUGUAGUUAAUAAUUAUUAUUAAUAUGUAAUAUAUGAUAUUUAAAAAUUAAUGGAUAUAAAAAUCAACUUAACAAUAAAAAAAUAUUGACACUUUUUACUCAGUAAUAAAUUUCUACAUAUGAUACCAAUUAGGAUAUUUUUUUUAAGCUCGGAGUUAUACUUUAGUAUCUGAUCAACUCUUCUACUAUUUAUCAAAGGUGACAAAAAACUCAUCAAAGGGUUGACAACCUAUAUUUUGUUUUAACCAUUAAAAAGUACAAAUGUUGAACUGGAGUAUUUUUAUAAAUACAAGUGGUAUUCUAUUAAGGAGUUGCUAUACCCAUAUGUGCUGUCUCAAUGAUACACAUGACAAACUGGUCGUGGGAGCCAGUGAUUUUUCAUAUAUAUGACUAUAAUAAUAGUUACUACCUAUGCCUAGUAUUUAUUUAAUACACAUUAUUUAUUAUAUGAUACCCACAUACUGAGUGAAAAAUCUAAAUUAUUUUCGUAUAGUAAUGAUUGCAAAUUUUACUGUUUUAGGAAUCCCUUGUAUAGUUUAGAAUAUUUUGAUAUGCCAAUAUAGUUAUAUAACAUCUUUAUUGAAUGUUAACUAUUUAUAAUACAUAUUGUAAUAUUUUUCAAAUAAACAAAAUUAUAUGGAAAAUAAUAAAAUAAAGUAACGAGUUAAUUAACUUAAUAUUUUAACUUAAUUUUAAUUUUAAACUCUUAAAUGUAAAAGUAAAAUAUUCUAAUAAUAAAACCAUUAUUAGCACUUGAGUUGGUUAUAUAUGCCCUCACAGCAAAUGGCAAUUGUAAUUGAUAAUAUUAUCCGAUGCAAUUUUUAUUAUUCUCAUAAUUUAUUAUUUUAAAUUCAUAUUUUACAUUAUUUUUUACAUUCUUAUUUUUUGUCACCCUUUUCUUAGGGAUAGAAGUCGCUAACUACUUUUGGUUUUCAAAUGGCAACCUAAGUUAAAAAUUCCAUAAAUAGAUUUUGGGGGAUAGAGGGACUAGUUGUGUAUCAUUUGUAUGAUGGUUAAUAUUUUUCAAGAUUAUGAGUAUAUCUUACGCUAUGUUGAUCAGUGAUCACCUUGUAUGGAGUUUGUUGGUAAAUUACAAUUUUUUUUUUUUUUAAUUUUAGUAAUUUCGUUGUCAAUUUCUAUGAGGGGGAGGAGGAAUUAUAACAUAUUUACAUAUAAAUGUAGUUCAAAUUUACUUUUUUUUUUUAGUUGUUAAUCAAUUAAAAUGAGUUUUAAAAUUAAACCUUAUUCCUAUGGUUUUAUUUAGCUUUAUAGUUAACUAUGUUAUUUAUCAUAUUUAAGGAUGAAUCAGUUGAAGAAGAAAAUCCAGAAAGCCCAUGUUUAAAAAGUCCUAGUGGACAGUUUUUAAAAUUAUUUCAUCAACAUUUUGAUCAUUACAACCAAAAUCCUAUUAAAUACUCAUUAAGUGAACCUAUUCUUGACCACGUGGCUGAAAUAAAUACCAUUGUCCCUGAAAAAUCACCUAUUCAAGAGAAUUCUGAUUCUAAUAACAUAGAUGAUAUUCCUAUACCUUCACGUGAACGUGCUUACUCGUCUUUAAUUCAAGAUGAUAAUACAACUAUUUAUCUUACUAAUGAUAAUUAUCUAGCAUAUUGUGCUAUUGAUGAUAAAUGCAUGGUCCACAUAGCCGUACAUACAAGUAAUAUCAAUGGUAUUGAUGAUGAAGUCAGACAUUGUUUCAAUGUAUAUCAAAAUGGCAGAACAGUUGAAUACUGGUUGCAUGCAGAUUUAAUUCCUUUCGUUGUUCCUCCAUCUGAUGGUGAAUUGGGAGUAUUUACCAAUGCAGAAGAGGCGACUGUGGAAUCUGAUUCUUCCCAAGAAGAUAAUGAUGAUGAUGAUGUUAAUGAUGAUAUAAUUGAAGGUGAAUGGAAUUUGGUUGAAGCCAAAAACGACUACUGGCUGAAUAUUCAAGAAAUGUACGAAAAUGCACGUGUAUUCAAAAAAUAUGGGUAUGGUAAUAGGGUCGACCAAGCAGUUAUUCCAGAGGAGAAUUUGUCAAAUUCCUCUGAUGAUGAUUCAUAUGAAAGUGAUUGUUCUGAUUCAGAUGUUCAAACAUGUUCAAUUGAAAAUAAAAAUAUUGGUGAAAGCACUAUUUUAGAAUCGCUUAUAGUUAAAGACAGUCAAAAUAUGUCAAAUAUUGCUGUUGAUAUAAACACUGCUGGAAACGAACAAAUUAAAAAUGUUACACCAUGUACUGUUGUAUCCACGAAAACAGAACAUGAUGAGAAUGUAACAUCAACUGAUCAGUUAAUGUUAAAUAAAAAUACAAAUACAAAUGAGAACAUCGAAGAGGAGGAUUUAAAUUUAAAGAUAAAAACAGAAUACAGUGAAAAUAUUUUAAACCAGUCUAUAAAUGAAGAAGACAAUGGACAAGAAUUAGGUAAUAUUAGUUUUGGAGCAUUUAAUACUAUUAAGUUUUAACAAUAUUUAGGUUUUUAUUAUAUGUGGUCAAAAUAUAAUAUUUUAUCUAUUUUAUUAUAUAAUAUUAUAUUGUAUAUAAAUUUUGUAGAUGUACCAUCAAAUAAAGAAAUACCAGUUGAAGAACUUAUGAGGAUGAAUACCAUCGUGAAACAACAAGUAUUAAAUUAAUUAAAUUUAAUAAUAAUCCUCAUUUUGAGUUUUAAAAUAAUUUAACAAUUUUAUAUAGUUAAUUUAGUUGAAGUUCUAAUUGAAGUUUAAUCAUUGUUUAGAUAUUAGUUCAGAGUUUAAAAAUGCGCUCAAAAGAAAAUAUUCAGGUGAAAUUACCUGAUACAGAAUUGGUUCAAUACAGCGACAAUAUGGAAGUAGUUAAACAUCCAUUUUUGGGACUGUUUCAGCCACCUACUUUCAGUAUAUUAUCUAAAGUGCGGUAAGGAUUUACAAAUUAUAAUUCACAAUUAGUGGUAUAUUUUUUUUUUAAAUUAAAAUACUUCAAAGUAAAUUUCGUUUCUAAUAUUUUGCAAAUAUGGAAAAAGUUUUUAAUGAUAAAUUUUGAUUUUUAGAAAAUAAUAUACAAUAUACUCUAUUUUCAAAUUAAAGUACUUAAUUUGUAUUUGCUUAAUAUCUACAAUAAUAAAAUAAUAAGAAAUUUAGAAGAUAUAAUCUGUUAACAUUGCCCCUUAAAAUUGUAAUCAAUAAUAUCACAAUAAUUUUUGUGUCAAUACAUAUAUAUUGUGAUUUGUUUCAUGUUUCUAGUAUUAUUAUAUUUUAAAUACUUUUUUUUUUUAUGUGUCUUCUUUAAAUAUGGAAAAGUAAUACUUUUGAUGAUAUGUUUAAGAUAAAUUGAUUAAUAUAUAUAUUAAAAAUUGAGCUGAUAUCAAUCUCAAAUUUAUUCAAAUUAAUUGGUAAAAAAUUAUUUUUGGAAUAGGUACUUAGAACUUUUUACUAUCCUAAGUGUUUAUUCAAGUUUAUUCAGUACCUUUAUUUAAAUUUUAAGUUUAACAAAUUUAAUAUUGAACAUAAACUGGUCUUUACUUUCUUAUUUUUGUGUUUCACAGUUUUCUAUAAUCCAUAGAAGUAUUAGGGUUUGCAUUUUUUACUAAUAUGAAAUAUAUUUCAUAUUUUUUAUGUAUUCAAAAAAACCUAAAUGUGAUAUGAAUAUCCAGGUUACAUAGGUAAUAAAUGUACUAGUAUAUUAUUUGAAUAUCAUAGUAACUAUAAAAUUAAAUUCUAUUAAUUAAACCACUAAUACAAAUUAUUUUAUGUGAUAUUUCAAGUCAAUAAAUUAAUUGAUGGAACAGUAAUUUCAGCAAAUUUUUUUAUUUUGAAUCAUAAUCAGAAUUUUUAACAAUAUCAUUAAUAACUUAAAUGCUAAAUGAAUAACAAUCAUAGACACUAGAAUAAUCAAAUGUUAAUGCCUCAUGGUAAUAAAGAAUAUAUUAAUAUAUUAUAUUAUAUACUGUGAUUAAGGUAACAAUUUUUUAAUGAACAAAUCGCAGAUAAAAUAAAUUCCACUAUCUUAUUUUUUUUAAAAGAAUAUAUUUCUUGCAACAAUUAUUUAAAAUAAAUUUUAAAAAUUAUAAAUAAAUUUUAAAAAUUAUAAAUAAAUUAGAAUAACAAGCUUUACAUUCUGAUUUUCUUAUGAUAUUGAUUUAAUUAAAAUUAAUUAUCUGUGCAUCUUAUAACUAUUGUGCCUUAGGAAUGGUGACGAAAAGGAUGUUUCCAAAUUGUCUAAACAUGUGACUUUUGCUGACGGGAUUCACCCUGGCAACAUUCAAGCCACAUCUCCAACACACGAUAAAGCCAGCCGUUCAAUGUCUCCGCCCCCUUUAAAGAAAUUGAUGCGAGAAACACUGAAAUUAAAACAUAGCAUGUACCCAUUAAAUAGGUCAAAAAUUCGUGUCAAAUUAAAUAUGUUAAAAAAGAAAGUAGCAAAAGUUCUUCCUGUAGUUAAGGAUCCUACAUCAUCAUCAGUUAUUGAAUAUUAUAUCAGACGAAGACGUCUCUCAGAUUUGCCUAUUGCUGGAACAUUCAGUCAUACAGUAGAGACUGAUAAUUCACGAAGAAGUCAUAACACUUAUGUUAGAAGUAGAAAUCGUCAUAGAAGUAUACUCAGACAACAUAGGGCUACUAGAGAAGUAACUCCUGUACCGUCCGAACACGAUAGUUGGAGUGACAAUGUAAUAUGAAAAAAAAAUAAUAUUAAAGUUAAGGAUAAAAAUUGAGUAGGUGUUAUAUUUGUAAGAAAUAAUUUUAAAAUGAUCAUCCAAAUGUGUAUAACAUUAAGUUUAUAUAUUAUGUAUAUGUAUGUAUUUUUAUGCAGAUAUAUUAUACAAUAUACUAUUAAUGUUUUUUUUGACUUCAAAUUUUACUUUUACCCAGAACAAAUUUAUCUAUUUUUAUCACUCAAUUCUGAUAAAAUAAAUUUGUAUAAAUUAUUAAGUUUUUACUGUAGUGUUUAAUUAUAAAAUUAUUGUAUUGGGAGAGAGAUGGCCAUAACAACAACGUGCCACAAUAGGUGUAUAGUUAUAAAAUUUAUUUUUAAAACUAAACAAUUGUUAAAUUAAAAUUUCUGGUAUUCUAUAUGUUUAAGACUUGGUAAUGAAAAAUAUUGAAGUUAUACUUUUUUCAUUUAUGCACAUACUAAAAAUAUUUUUGUUUGUUUUGUGAAUUAUAAACAUUUAAUUCAAAUACAUAAUUUAUUUCUAUGAUAUAUUUCGUGAAUUUAAAAAAAAAAAACAUCUGAAACAAAAAUAGUUUAUUUGUAUUGCAUUAGUUAGUGAACACCAAGUACAAAAAUACAAAUUUUUUAAGUGAUAAACAAAAAAAUUAUAUACAUUUUGUAACACCUAGUUGUCCAUAGCAAAUAACCUCUAAUAUUGGAAUAAAUAUUUUAAAAAGCAAACUAAUUGUACCGUGGUACUUGAAUGUAGUUUUUUUUAUUAAUCUAAAAUUAAAUUAAAUUAAGUUAUAUUGCUAUGGAGAAUAAAAUUUUUCCUAAAGUAGUACUUAAAUACAUUGUAUUAUAUUAUUAUGUUAAUUAUUUCUAACACAAUAAAACUUAUAUUGAAAAUAAUGUGAUCGUAACUUUAUUCCAAAAUUUCAUGUAUUUACAUGUUUUUACCGAGUUUGUACCACCAAAUUGCUAUAAGCUUGAAUGACAUCCUCCAACUAGUUCAAAAGUGAC
Cinara cedri is the source of this 25744-nucleotide messenger RNA. Lineage: Eukaryota; Metazoa; Arthropoda; Insecta; Hemiptera; Aphididae. The record is from the annotation of a GenBank genome assembly.